Tupaia belangeri chinensis (Chinese tree shrew) is the source of this 1605-nucleotide messenger RNA. RefSeq names its product carbonic anhydrase 7 (gene CA7). Gene Ontology annotation, biological process: regulation of intracellular pH. Gene Ontology annotation, cellular component: cytoplasm. Gene Ontology annotation, molecular function: zinc ion binding; carbonate dehydratase activity. The record is from RefSeq and is a predicted model, not a curated record. Lineage: Eukaryota; Metazoa; Chordata; Mammalia; Scandentia; Tupaiidae. The transcript has 8 exons. The coding region runs from base 144 to 932 and encodes 262 amino acids.
CUGGGGUACUUGUGCUUUGGAAUCGGGCAGACUUGGAUUUUAACCCUUUCCUGCUGGACCUCAGGCCUCCACAACCAUGGCCCUCUUUUCACGCAGCACCAAGAGGAGGUGAAGACCACCAGUUCCUGGACUGAAACAGAGAGAUGGACUCAUCACCUCCUGGCUGGAUGACCUUGAGCCCCUUGCACUGGCACAAGCUGUAUCCCAUUGCCCAGGGAGACCGCCAAUCACCCAUCAAUAUCGUGUCCAGCCAGGCUGUGUACUCACCCAGCCUGCGGCCGCUGGAGCUCUCCUAUGAGGCCUGCACUUCCCUCAGCAUCGCCAACAACGGCCACUCUGUCCAGGUAGACUUCAAUGACAGCGAUGACCGAACUGUGGUGACUGGGGGCCCCCUGGAAGGGCCCUACCGCCUCAAGCAAUUCCACUUCCACUGGGGCAAGAAGCACGGCGUGGGCUCAGAGCACACGGUGGACGGAAAGUCAUUCCCCAGUGAGCUGCACCUCGUUCAUUGGAAUGCCAAGAAGUACAGUACGUUUGGGGAGGCGGCAGCCGCACCCGACGGCCUGGCUGUGGUUGGUGUCUUCCUGGAGACAGGGGACGAGCACCCCAGCAUGAACCGCCUGACAGAUGCACUCUACAUGGUUCGAUUUAAGGGCACCAGGGCCCAGUUCAGCUGCUUCAACCCCAAGUGCCUCCUGCCUGCCAGCUGGCACUACUGGACCUACCCUGGCUCCCUGACGACGCCCCCACUCAGUGAGAGUGUCACCUGGAUUGUGCUCCGGGAGCCCAUCAGUGUCUCUGAGAGGCAGAUGGAGAAGUUUCGGAGUUUGCUUUGCACCUCAGAGGACGAUGAGAGGAUCCACAUGGUGAACAACUUCCGGCCACCACAGCCACUGAAGGGUCGUGUGGUCAAAGCCUCCUUCCAGGCCUGAGCUGCCCGCCUACAGAAGCCGGUCACUAGGGCACCACUUUCCCAAGGGCUUCCAUGUCAGCAGACACCAAACCAUCUGAGGCUCCCCGCCUGGGGGUACUGUGGACCCCACUUCAGCCGGCUUGCUCCUUGGCCACCCUGGAAGCUUCUUGAUGGGACCCUUGAGUCAGGGCACCCUUCAGCUGCCCUGGGGGCAGGAAGAGCAAAGUUAAGCAGGGUCCAAGCCUGGGGCCACCUCUGCUCUCCAAUGCCCAAAGGCCUCCUGGGAACCUCCUUUUGUCUUCCCCACUGGCAGUGGCAGCUGUCUCACCCUGAGCUCACACUGUGAUGGACAAGCCCGAGCUCCCUGGGGGAGGUAGCUGGCAAUGCCAGAAAGACUCAAGCAAUAACCAGAGGUGGGCAGAGCUGCCCUCUCGGCCUUACCUCUUCUGCAGGCCUCCGCCAUGCACCCACCUCACUGCCAGGCCAUUAAAAUCAGCACCCAGCCUGUUGGGGGGGGACAAAGCCUUCUCCCUCCAGUCACCUGCUGCGACAGGCUGGCCCUGGCUUAUGUAGUAUCUCCCCUCACCCCCACCCAGCCACCAAAGCCACUUACAUGACAGUCCAUUCAUAUAUCAGUUAAUAAACUCGUUUAUCCAUGCACCAAGUGUGUAUGCUAUGUCAAGGACUUUGGG